Messenger RNA from Trematosphaeria pertusa, 828 nucleotides. RefSeq lists its product as uncharacterized. The record is from RefSeq and is a predicted model, not a curated record. Lineage: Eukaryota; Fungi; Ascomycota; Dothideomycetes; Pleosporales; Trematosphaeriaceae. The transcript has a single exon. Bases 1 to 828 code for a protein of 275 amino acids.
AUGGAACCAACGUCAAUCAAUCCACGCCGCUGCGCCUUUUUCGAACUUCUUCAUGAGGAUGCUCGAAAUAUCAUUUACGAAUUCCUGGAUCUUCCACCCAUAUCAUUCGAAAAUGUCGGCCUAAUUCUGUCCUGUAGGACGGCGAAGAAGGAGGUAGAAGCAGCUUCGAUCAGGAAUUUAAGAGAAUGGGUCAAGGCCGGGGAGAAGGUAUUCCUUUGGAUUACUGGCUUCAAGGCGAGCAUCCUGACCUGCAAGAAUCCCCAAGAACGCUUCGGUAGUUCAUUAAGGAGCGUUGUUAUCACCGUGCCUCCGAACUUGUUAGAUGAAAGUAGAGAGUGGGAGGACGCUCGCGACUUGUUCCAAUUCGAAGUCGUCUACCGGUUGCUUAGCUUCCGGUUCGAGGAGGUUAUAUUCCAUCUACUGACAGAUGCAGAAAGGGAAGCCACCAGCCUUAUGAACGAUAUCCAGGGCCGCAUUCGCGAAGCGGUCGACCGGGGACGAACGUGGAGAAAGUACGGACCCGGCUGGGGCUAUGAUGCUUUGGCUCCUAUCCAUACCAAACGGAUCACGGUGAGCUGGGGCAGCUUCGAUAAAAUCGACGGGGAUGGCUCGCGAACGAACAGGUACCAAUACCCCGAACAUGAAAAGAAGCGGAUGUGUGCUGUGAAUGGAGUCCAGCGGGACUCCUAUCCGUGGCCGACGGCGGAGAACACUUGGCGGGAGGACAGAACAGCUGGGAGACUCUCGAUUGUUUCGGAGACGCGAUGGAAGCUGCUCAAAGGUGAGAACGUGGGCUUGUUGUCUGUGGAGAGGUUUCGAAGGCGCUAG